Messenger RNA from Aureobasidium vineae, 3351 nucleotides. The record is from the annotation of a GenBank genome assembly. Lineage: Eukaryota; Fungi; Ascomycota; Dothideomycetes; Dothideales; Saccotheciaceae.
AUGGCGCUCAGAGACAACAAGCGUCCCAAAACACAACCUCCCGUCGCCGUAAUCCCCGCCACUGAUAUCUUCUCCGCUCGUCAGCUUCAGGAACUUCUUUCCUUCAGCCAAGAUGGCGUCCAGGAUUUGAGAAACGGUAUCCAAUCUUUCAAGCAAUUCCUGGAACUUAUUCUCUACCAAACCGAUGAGCCCAACCGUCCGGCCAAAAUCAACAUCCUCAACGACUACCUGGAUGCUGCCAAACUAAGAGCUGCCCGUGACAAGGAUGCUGAAUAUCUUCCUGAUUUCAUGCAGGCAUGGGGCUUUGCCAACCAGACGAACAAUGAUUACCUGGCCACAUCCGUAGCCUCUAUUUUGGCUCUGCUUUUGAAGACAAUCGCAACUCUAAUUGAAUCUCGCGAAUAUGGCAUACUGCUCAUCAAGACUCUACUAAACCAUGCCCAGCUCAAGCUCAUCUCAAGAAGCGUGUCUGCUCCGAAACACAAGGAACACGUCAUCUCUCCCUCUCUGCGUAUUCUUACCGAGAUGGUCUCCUUCGAUGCCGGUCUCAUGGCCAAGCAGGUCUAUGCAAAGCGUGAUUUCACUUUCGAGACAAAAAUCGUUGCUCGCAACCUCUGUCUGGUCAAGAGCGGUUCUGGUCCUUCGGUCCGAUCAAAUGCUGUCCGCUAUCUACUUGCGCAUUUCAAGUACCAAGGAGAGGGUGCUAAAAUCGACAUUCUCAAGAAUGGCCACAUUACCAAGGCUUUGUUUGACCACCUCAAGGAUGACUCUGCCGAUGCUCUGCAAGAAAUCUUCAAAGUACUCGAGACUGGUAUUCUGCGCGAUGAGACAAUCCCUCGCGCAACCAAGACUCAAAUCAUCAGCGAGCGUUCUCUGGCUGGCGUCCUUGCUGCUCUUCGUACUUUUGCCGCCACCGAAAGCCCGACAGGCGACGACUCCACUCUGAUUCGUGGCAAGAACGCAGUCAUGUCAUUCUUGAAACUUGUCAGUACUACGUCUUCUCUUGGUCUUCUUCGUCCCAGCGGCUGGUACCCUCCCGGCAGCGAACGUCACACCAGGGAUCAGAAUGACGACGUCGAAACAGACCUCGCGCUUGAUCUUGGUCUUGAUUCUGUCGACUGGUACAACAAGUUCCAAGGUCAAGUCACUGUGCGCAACACUAUCCUUUCUGGCUUCUCGCAAACCUUGAAGCCAUACGCAAGCGAGGAGGAAAGAGAUAUCCUGCUUUCAAUCUUUGCUGCUGCACCCGAGAUCAUCGCAGACUACUACUUUGCAAGGGGAGAAAAGUUCUCGUUCGAACCCAAGCUCACAAAUACCUGGAUUGGAUAUGCAUCUUUCCUCUUCUCAUCCGUCCAGGUUCCUUUCCCCAAGUACUUCGGAGCCCAAGAUCACUACGCAAGCUGUCCUCCUCCAGUCUCAAUCGCCAUCGAAAACAUUCUUCCUCUACCCCUAACUCAGAGAAUCUUGACAAAAUCAUUGAAUCAAUCUUCCGACCUCAUCACUCUUUUUGCUGUCCGCAUUCUGGUUGUUGCUUUUCAGAAGUUGCAGCAUGUCUUGCAAGCAUUCAAUGUUGCAGCUGCUGAGGGCAACCCGCUUUGGAAAGAGGGAUCCAUCAGAUUGAUUGCCGAAUUCUGUCAAAGAUGUCCUCCAGUCAAAGACGUGAUUGCUGCCUUCCGCAAAAUCUCCGACGACAAUAUCCUCCAAAAGGAGGCCAUCUCUAGAUUGCUCCGUAUGUAUUACCAAGUCACUCCGCAGGCUGCUCUACAGGAGAAAUUCGACGUCUCCCAGGCAUUGACAGUCGCCAUGUCCAGAGCCGAGACAGUCACUUCAGACAGCGAGAACUACGCUUUCCGUCUAUUGGAGCUGCAGCAUUUGCUCGUCGUUGCUCAAUGCUCUGCGGGUAUGCGUUGGUGGCACAAACAGGGUUCGCUCAAGUUUUCCCCCUUCACCACGCUUCUGCGUUUGAGCGCACAGACGCCCGUGGACCAAUCUACUGGGUCCGAGUUCAUCAAUCUGCUCCAGUCGGUUAUUGAUGAGCACAGUAUCCUGCAACAGCAAACGAAAGAGCCGCCUGUAAACGCCUUGAUUGCUAGUCUUGCGGACGAUGAGGCUUGGAAGCCGUGUGAAGCUCUCUAUACCUUUAUUGACGACUGUCUCGGCCGUCUGGUCAGAAAACCAAUCAAGUAUCUCGACGAUCUCGAUGAGUUGGCUGGUGCCUCUGGUCAUGGCAAAACUCUCAGUGUGUUGGUCAUGGUAUGCUUGGAGCAGAUCCCUUUCACCUCAAAACUACCAAAUUCGGAUCGCACAAAUGUGUUGAUGUGGUUCUCUCGCUUCCUUGAAUUACUCAAGGUGAUGGGCGAGGAUGUUGAGUUGUUGCAGCUCAUCAGACAAAGAGUUACGGAUUUGCCUGCUGUGUCAUCGGUCGAGCUCGAACCUACAUUGCGCUCCAUCACCUCUCGCAGACAAUCUGAUGACGAUAAGACUUCAGGCCCAGCAUCGUCCUCUAAUAAGAAAUCAACAAGACAGCCUCUUGCGUUCUCAGAGCCUCCUGUUGAAAAGCAAAACCAUCCCGAACUGAGCAGGUGGCAACAAAAGGACCUAGACGAGUCUCUACAGAACGGAGACAUUGACGCACUUAUCCUAUGUUUGUCUUCACAAGACAGCUCUGUCCGCUUGCAAGCUCACGCCGCCAUCCGCAAACUCAUGGUCCGCGUUAAAGAAUCCACAAACGACGACAAAGACCAAAUAUACCUCUUGCUCGGCGAGCUUUCCGAAACCGUUGCCGAACUCUCGCCGCCGAUAGCUACACAACCACUUCCCUACAUGGCUACUGUGUUUGCCACACAAGCUUUGGCUAUUUUGCAAGACCCUUCUCAUUUCAUGUACCCAAAGAUCAACAAGUAUCUCAACAAAGGCCCCGUCUGGAACAUUGGCAAACUAGCAAACCACUGGAUCGACAAGACUGUUCUCGAAACCCCCGAAGAAGACGACAAACACUGGGCAGAAAUUGAAUUCGUGCUCGACUUUUUCUGCCAGGGCACAAGGACGCUUGCAGAUGUGCAUUUAUUGCUACCACGCAAUUGCAUGGAAAAGGUUUUGGAUCUGUUUGCGAGCCCAUCGGCGCCCAAAGGCGUUAAAGAGGCAGUGCUUAAGGUGGUUUACAGGGUUGCUGCUGUGGGUGGAGCGACGUCUUUGGUGACUAGGACGGGCGUGUUGGCUUGGUUGGACCAGAGGGCAAAAGUUGGUGACGUGGAUGCGACCACUCUGGAUGUCCUGACAGCCAAAGUCAAGGACGGGAUUGAUGCGACUAGAGUAAAGAGUUGGAGUAAAGGCGCUUUGAUGGCAGUUUAA